Paramecium sonneborni is the source of this 1157-nucleotide messenger RNA. The record is from the annotation of a GenBank genome assembly. NCBI's taxonomy places the organism in Eukaryota, Ciliophora, Oligohymenophorea, Peniculida, Parameciidae.
CAUAUAUAACAAAAAUGAUGACACCAAUAUAAGUAGUAAUAUUUAAUUAUUAUUAGACUCCAAGAAUAACAAAUGAUAAUUUAAUGGAUUCUGUUUCAGAAAUUAGAUUUGGAAAUAAUGAUAUAUUUGCAACUGGAGCUUGGGAUGGAUAUAUACGCUUUUAUUAAAUUCUUACUUAGAAUGGAAUAUAAACAUAAGUAGCUCUUGAUUUCAAAAGUGUAAUUGAUUGUUAAGAACCGUAAAUUAAUAAUCUUAAAUCUAGAGUACUUUCAAUUAGUUGGAAAAGAGAUAUGACAAUGAUAUUUGCAGCUUUGGCAGAUAAUACAGUUAGAGUAUAUGAUAUAAAAACAGGUUAAAAUAUAAUUUUGGGUUAUCAUGACGAUUGUCCAGCCAGAUAAGUAUUUUGGAAUGAUGAAUUGUAAGUUUUAGUUUCUUUGGGAUUUGAUAAAAAGUUAAAAUUAUGGUCACUUAAAUAAAAUACAAUGGGAACGAAACCAUAACCAGUUUAUGAAUUAAAUUUAACUAGUAUACCAACAGUAGGAGAGUAAGAUUAAAAUGAAAGAAUGUUUGCAUAUGCUGAUGUAGAUUGUAAAAUUAAAUGGUUUUCAUGGGAUAAAAUAAGAGGCAAUUUAAAUAGCAAUGUUUCAAGAAAUAUUUUUGAAGUUGAAGAUUCUAAAUUAGGAAAUCGAUCAUAGAUUAGCUCUUUAUCAAUAUCCCACAAUACAAAAUAAAUGGGUUAUUGUUCAAUAGAUGGAAGAGGUGCAGUAAUGGAAAUAACAGAUAAAUUAGAAGCAAUAAAUAGAAUUGUAUUUAAAUGUCACAAAAGAGAAGAAGAUUCAAAGACAUCAUAUAAAUCAGAGAAAAUUAAUACAUAUUAUGUUGUUAAUUCUCUUUAAUUUAAUAGUAGAUCUUAAGAUUGGCUCAGUACAAGUUCUUCUGAUUGCAGUAUAAUUUUAUGGGAUUUAAAAAAAAAAAACAAAAUAGCUACUUUAUAAUAUGAUGCUCCUGUUAUUGCAAGUUAAAUCUCACCAGAUGGUUAUUUUUUGGCUUAUGCUACUGGAUAUGAUUGGGGAUAAGGAUUAGAUGGAAUUGAUAAUCGAUUUCAUAAUAAUGUUGGAGCCAUUUUUAUCGAAAAACAAUAACUAUUUUAUGUUUGA